AUGCACCGCAGCAAAUUAGACCAGCAGGCGCACCGCCCCGAGGGGCCCCUCACCCUCAGCCAGCACCCCCCACGGCACCCAGCAGCUCCCACCAACCGCAGCCCACCCAACAAGCCCGCCGACCCGAACUCCCAGGCCAACCGGCCAGCUCCUGCCCUCGCCCCGUACCUCCGAGCAGAGCCUCCCCAGAGCCUGCCCCCGCCCCCUCCCGCAGACCCACCCCGCCCGACCACCCCCCCGCCCCCGACUAACUCGACCUUCCUCCACGACCCCCCAGCCCCGCCCGCCCCCAGCCCCAGCAGCCAGCCCCAGCCAGCCACGACACGCCAGAGCCCAAAGCACCAGCCCCCUCAGAAAAGCCCCCGACCACCCCCCAUCCCACCCAAGCGAACCCACGCACCAAAUACAGACCAGGCUGAGCCUGGAAACGCCGAGCCACCAGCGAGUGCCCCAACCACAGCCACAUCACAGCGCACCUACCCCGCCCUCAGACUACAGUCUCGUCCUGGGACCGCAGCCGGACCCCAAACAGCAGAUGAGUCCAGCAACCACCCACCCAGGGACCACAAUCAAGCUCACCCUAGCAAGCCCGUGCCCCCCCCCUACCCCACCAGCCCAAGCCAUGCAGCAUCCAGUCACUCACAGUCAGCGAACCCCUCCCCCAACGCAGAAGCAAGUCCGGCCUCGCAGCCACCCAUCAACGGAGCAGCCCACCCCCAACAAGGCCAGCAUACCACACCAACAGGCCCUAGCCCCCAUCCCACUUUAACCUCGCCCAAGCAGCCUGCACCCCCCCACCGCCACAGCCCGGCAAUGCACAGCCCCCCGCUCCGCACCCCACCAGCCACCCCCGCCCAACAGAGGCAACAGCGAAUGCCCCCACAGCAGCCCCCCCCCACCCAAGCCUCACCCCGCAACACCAGCACAGCACAGACCGCCACCAGGAAGCCCCCCGGCAACCCAGACCACCCCACACUCCAGGAUCCACCACGGCAGACAGACGCACCGUCCCCCCUCUCGCCCACAUCAGCAGAGGGCAUCCACCCCCGCACCGCCCCAGGGCCCCCACCGACAGACCCCGACACCUCCCCGCAGCCUCCCCCCCCCCCCCAGACAACCACGACCACCAACCAACCGCACCACCAGCACCUAGCACGCCUCACACCAACUGACCCCACCCCACCGACAGCCAGCCGAGCGCAGACCCACCACGCCAGCCAUCAGCACCCAGCCCAAGUCAGCAGCCCCUACGCCAGCAGCAUCCAGACACAUCCACCCAGCCCCCCCACCCCACACCCUAACCCCCAAAGCCGCCCCCCACCACACAACACACCCCCCCCCGCCCAAGCGCCGCCCCAGGAGCACCCACACCCCACCCUUCGACCCCACCCAGCAGGCGCGCACAGCCCACACCCAGCAGGCCCCCACCAGACCCCCAGCUACGCCCCAGAACCAUCACACCAUGCCCACCUCAGUCAGAGCGCGCAGAGGCCCCCUGCCCCCAAGCGAGCCCAGUCGAGACCCACCGCCGCCAGCCACAGCGCACCAGGCACCACCACCCGCCCCCCCCCACCCCAGCCACGCACCAAGCCCAAGCCACCCCCGAACGGCACCCACACCAGUUUCCAGCCCCUCAGGCUCCCCCAACCAGCAUCCCACCCAGCAGUGCACGCAGCCCUCCCGCCACACCCCCCAGCAGCCACAGCCACCACCCGCACACCACCCCCCACCGAUCCCAGCCACCCAGAAGCCCCAGCCCACCCCACGAACUCUAGCCCCACCCCAGAGCCGUCCCCCACCCCAAUACACACCACACCCACCGGCACCUCCCUCCCGCCCACUGGACAGCCCCGUGACCUAACACCAGCCUCCGCCAUCGCCCGCCGGAAAGCAGCACACACUCAGGCCCACGUUGUCAUCACCACUAGUCCGCAGACAGGCCCCAGCAGCAGGGCCAGUCAUGAGCUCCCAGCGGCGAACCCUCUGCACCCCCAACGCCCUCCAGCCACCGAAGCCGAGCAGCAGCCCCUCAAGAGGUACCCCCAACCGCCCACAGCCCAGACCAAACCCGCCACUAGGCCCACCAAACCGCAGUCAAGCACCCGCCAGCCCUUCCCCCACAACACCCAGCAGCCAACCCCCCAGGCCCGCCCAGCCCCGCUCCCUAAGCCAGCACCCGCCACACCCAACGAUCCAGGCCGCCACAGAACCCCCUCACGAGACAGCAAGCAAAGGCGUCCCAGCAGCACUAGCUCCACACCACCACAAGCCCGAUUCACCUCUUACACAAGACGCCAACCAGCCCCAGCCCCCCCAGCAGCCAGGAAGACCCCCAUGCCACUAGCCGCCACCACCGCCAGCGAGCCACCCCAAAUCACCACCAGCACAAGCAGCCCCAGGCUCAGGCCUCACACACCGCCACCCCCCAGCGAGCCAGCCCACCACAGCCACAGCAACCACCCCCACAACAGCACGCAUGACAGCCACACCCCCCGCCGCUACGCCCGGGUACGGGUCUACCAUUACAAAGACAGGGCAGUCACAGACAAGCACCCAACCCCAGCACCCCGCAGGCAAAACACAGAGGUAGGCCCAGACGCCCAGCCAUACUCCAACCUAGCCACGACAACGAGAGCCCCCCCACCCCACCAGCCCCACAGCCCCGCUUCCCCAACGCACCACCCAGCUCAGCCACCAGGCGCCCAGAGCAGGGAAAUCAAGACACAGCCCCCCCCACAGCCCGCCACCCCCCCCACAACAAAGCCCCAGCACACCAGCAACGCCCCCCCGAGCCCGUUCCGCGUGACUGCCGACAUCACGGCCAACGCAACACCGCCACCCUUCAGCCACCCUCUACUUAUCCAGCCCCGAACCCAGCCAGAACCUAGCACCGCAUACAUGAAGCACAGGCCCCGGGACUCAGCAGAGCACUCCCCUGACCCUCCAGAAACCCCCCCCAUCAGACCCGCCGGCGCACCCCCACCAGCCACAUCCCCCCCCCGUCCCGCGCACACCACCAGCAACCGGGCGACCCCCCACCGCAGACCCCCACCCAGCACCCCAGUCACACCAAGAGCCACCACCCUCCCCAAUGCUUCCAACCCCAGCCAGCCGCCACCCUAA
Molecule: messenger RNA, 3123 nt
Organism: Indicator indicator
Lineage: Eukaryota; Metazoa; Chordata; Aves; Piciformes; Indicatoridae
Product: basic proline-rich protein-like
Exons: 6
Coding region: 1-3123 (1040 amino acids)
Source: RefSeq, a predicted model, not a curated record